This is a messenger RNA of Passer montanus (Eurasian tree sparrow), 5117 nucleotides long. RefSeq names its product mutS homolog 4 (gene MSH4). Bases 1898 to 4777 code for a protein of 959 amino acids. Gene Ontology annotation, biological process: mismatch repair; reciprocal meiotic recombination. The transcript has 20 exons. The record is from RefSeq and is a predicted model, not a curated record. Gene Ontology annotation, cellular component: nucleus. Gene Ontology annotation, molecular function: mismatched DNA binding; ATP-dependent DNA damage sensor activity; ATP binding. Lineage: Eukaryota; Metazoa; Chordata; Aves; Passeriformes; Passeridae.
CAGUUCAGGACCAAUUCCCUUGGGGCAAAUCAUGGGAGCAGGUUAGUUCUUACCAUGAUGUGAGAACUGUGCCAAAGAAAGCAGUUCCAGCAUGUGUCUGUGUUGUAUAAACUGUGUUAGUCUGUCUUCUGCAUUGUACACUGUACCUUCCUUGGGUCUUGAUGUCUCCAUAGCUCUUAGUGAUCACUAGGCACCUUGGCAGCCUUCCUGUGAGUCACAAGUGCAUUGCCACAUCAGCUUAGUGCCUGUCAAGCCUUUCUUGUCUUGGAAUUCCAGCUUAAGGUAUGGAUCUGUCUGGUGUCUAUCAUAUUUUGUAUGUUUCUGAGCAGUCAUCCCUCACAGUGGUGAGCCAAGUGGCGCCUUCAGUUCCAUUUCUGUGAGGUUUUUUUUGACACAUCUACCACGCACGCCAGUUGUCCCCAUGUCCAUAACAGUCUUUUGUCUUAAAGCUUGGCUUCUUGCUCAUCCAUCAUUCUGCUUUUGAUGGCUCUCAUCCACAUCUCUGCUGAUGGCCGCAGCAGUCACCACUUUCUGGGGCUGCUGUAGAGCACCUGCACUGUCAUGGCACUGUUGGACCUCUCUGCUGGUGGGUGCCAUAUUCCCUAUGGAAGUCAUUGUUGCUUGUGCGCUUAUCGCAUCUCACAGUCACAGUGCUUGUGUUGAGUGUCUGUGUCAUGGUAGGAGCUGCCCUGCCCAAGGGUGUAGCAAUAUUAAAGACAGGGUAGCACAGCUUCAGGGUGGUGCAGUAGUACAUUGAUCUGUCUAGAUACUUUUGGCAAAGACCGUACGGUUCAUCUAUGGGCUGUAGACAGCGAGCACAGUUAUCUUUGUCUUUUGAGGGUGCCAGGCUCUGGCCUUUAGGGAGCAGUAGUUGAUAUGGUAGUGGAGUGGCUGGAUCUUGAAUGUGCCUUGCCUUUUACAGGUGGGGCUCAGUAUCUGGGUUCUUUUAGCUGUGUUAAUGUAGAGUAAGUUACGACUGGACAAAGUCAAUAUUUGAUAGACCUUUACUUGUCAUGGAUUUGAAAAACAAAAUGUAAAUGAGUGCUCAAGCAUUUCUAAUGAAUUUUUAAAGCCUACAGGCUUUUAGUUAAGGUAAAAACUCUACUCCUUUUAAUUGCCCAUUUGCCUGAUGUAUUCUUUGGUCAAAUCCUGGAAUUUUAUCUUUCAAGGUUUGGGGGAAAAGUUAAAUAAAAAGCCUUACAGAAAAGGCUUUGUGUUGAGUGUGAGGGAAUGGGAGCACUGAUCAGGUUUUAUUUAACUGUAAAGGUUAACCAGUAAUUUUAAAGUAAUUUUUAAAAAUUUCAUUACGGUUUUAUUUGUAAGUGCACUUGUUUUCAUUCAGGAAAACUGUUUAGUAGCUAGAAAGUUGCUAUUUUUCCAUGUUCUCUAGACAAAAUGGAAUAGUCUUUAGAGUUUCUAAUCUCUUACAGACUGAGAUAGCCCGGGAAUUAAUAUGGGUGAUAUUUCAUAGCAGUGUAGAACAUUUCACUUUAGAUUGAAAUCCUGUUAAUAUUAUUGGAGCUCUCUGGUGAAAGUUUGAUCAAUGUAAUUUCCUAAGUCAGCUGUAAUUUCUAAAGAUCUUAUGCAAUUAUAGGUUAAAAAAGGUGUGAGUAUAUGGAGUGUUUCAUAAUUCAGGUGUAUUUAGUGUCAGAGACAAAAUUAUGCCGAGUGAAAAUGUGAAUUGAAAAUUUUAGUGGUGUAUGUUACAUGAUGGUGAUAAACAAAGCAGUGUUGGUGUUCUAAAACAUUCUUACAAGCAGGCGUUUAAAACAAUUACAGAGGUAAACUAGCUUUGUGGUUAUUCCGGGGAUCUUUUUGUACCCAGACUCCUGAGCAGAACACAUUGCUGAAGUGCCUGCUAAAGUCUGAAUAGUGAAGAAUUAAUGCGGGAGAAAUUAUGUUGAAACGCAGUGCUCCUGUUUUAAAGAGCAGAGCAAGCACUUUCCUUGCAUGGCUGUGGCCCUUGCGUAUUUAUAAUGAAACCCGUUGCAGGGCCAGCAGCUCUGCUCUGUCGUUUAUAGCUGCGGCUCGACAGCUUUUACCCGCAGGGCCCGUCUCCGGGCGCGGCGGUCGGGCCCGCGUGCCGCCAUUGCCGGGCGCGGUGCUGAGGGCUCGCACCAUGGCGGGCGCGGGCGGGUGGGCCGCCGCCUCAGCCGCCUCGGGGUCUUACACGGGCCGCGACUCUUCCACGCCGGGCGUGGGCGGGCGGGCCGAGCAGACGCCCCGCUACACCCUGGGGCUUCUGCAGACGCCGCACAGCUCGGAGAGCAUCGGGGGCUCCUCCAGCGGCGGGGCACGGCCGGGCGGCUCCAGCAGGGAAGGCCUCGCAGCCGGCCGGGCCGCCGGGAGCAGCGCGGUGAAGCCGGCGGUGUCCGAACGGGAAGAAUCAUAUUUUGGGGACAAAAGUUCUUGUGUAGAAAAUGCUAACACAUUGAAUCUCACAAGCUCUUCUUCUCUGCGAGGCCUGAAUAGCACAUGUAUAGGAAAAACACCUCUCUCUUCUGGUAGAUCUGGUUGCAGAAGCCAUACCCCUCUUAUGGGACAUUCGGUUACAUCCUCAUCUGCAGUUUCUGCUCAUAGUGUUGCAUCGGUUAUUGUAGCUGUAGUAGAAGGAAGAGGCCUUGCCAGAGGUGAAGUAGGAAUGGCCAGUAUAGAUUUAAAAAAUCCUGAGAUGAUAUUAUCACAAUUUGCAGACAAUACAACCUAUGCCAAGGUUAUUACUAAACUCAAGAUUUUGACACCACUAGAAAUAAUAAUGUCAAACACUGCCUGUGAUGCAGGGAAUACAACAAAACUCUUCAGUCUGAUAACGGAGCAUUUCAAGAAUGUGACUUUUACAACUGUCCAGAGAAAAUACUUCAAUGAAACAAAGGGUUUGGAGUACAUAGAACAACUGUGUGCAUCUGAAUUUAGCACCAUUUUCAUGGAAGUCCAAUCAAAGUACUACUGUCUUGCAGCUGCAGCAGCUUUGCUAAAAUACGUUGAAUUUAUCCAAAACUCGGUUUAUGCUCCUAAAUCACUCAAGGUUCGUUUCCAGGGGAGUGAGAAAACAGCUAUGAUAGAUUCAUCAUCAGCACAAAAUCUUGAACUAGUGAUUAAUAACAGAGAUUCUCGGAAUGGGCACACACUUCUUGGUGUUCUAAAUUACACCAAAACUCCUGGUGGAAGUCGAAGACUUAGAUCCAAUAUCCUGGAACCUCUAGUUGAUGCUGAAACAAUUAACACAAGACUGGACUGUGUUCAGGAACUACUCCAGGAUGAGGAGCUCUUUUUUGGUCUUCAAGCAGUUAUCUCAAAAUUCCUGGAUACAGAACAACUACUUUCAGUUUUGGUACAGAUUCCAAAGCAGGAUACAGUUAAAACUGCUGAAUCAAAAAUAACUAAUUUAAUCUACCUGAAGCAUACCUUAGAACUUGUGGAGCCUCUGAAAGCUGCUUUAAGAAGCUGUAACACACAGCUGUUAAAGGCUUAUUACAAUUCACUUGAAGAUACAAGAUUUGGAAUUAUACUUGAAAAGAUUACAAGUGUAAUUAAUGAUGAUACAAGAUACACAAAAGGAUGUCUGAGUAUGAGGACCCAGAAGUGCUAUGCUGUUAAGCCAAAUAUCAAUGAAUUCCUUGACAUAGCUCGUAGAACAUACACAGAAAUUGUUGAUGACAUAGCAGGUAUGAUAACGCAACUUGCUGAAAAGUACAGACUGCCGAUGAAAACAAGUUUCAGCUCUGCUCGUGGAUUUUUUAUCCAGAUGAAUGCUGAUUGUUCAACAUUACCUAAUGGCCAGCUUCCUUCAGAAUUUACAAAGAUCACGAAAAUGAAAAACACAUAUAGCUUCACUUCAGCAGAUUUAAUAAAAAUGAAUGAAAGAUGUCAGGAAUCCCUGAGAGAAAUAUAUCAUAUGACCUACUUAAUAGUGUGUAAACUACUGAAUGAGAUCUAUGAACACAUUCAUUGUUUAUACAAGCUGUCUGACAUUGUGUCUAUGCUGGAUAUGCUGCUUUCAUUUGCCCACGCCUGCACUCUUUCUGAUUAUGUUCGUCCAGAAUUUACUGAUACUUUAGCAAUCAAGCAGGGAUGGCAUCCCAUUCUUGAAAAGAUAGCUGUGGAAAAACCUGUGUCUAACAACACGUACCUGACAGAGGGCAACAAUUUUGUCAUUAUUACAGGACCAAAUAUGAGUGGAAAAUCAACAUACCUGAAACAAAUUGCUCUCUGUCAAAUUAUGGCACAAAUUGGUUCUUAUGUCCCAGCAGAGUAUUGUUCUUUUCGAAUCGCAGAGCAGAUUUUUACCAGAAUAGGUAUGGAUGAUGAUAUUGAAACAAAUGCAUCAACAUUCAUGAAGGAAAUGAAAGAGAUAACGUACAUCAUACAAAAUGCUAAUGAUAAAUCACUCAUAAUUAUUGAUGAACUUGGCAGAGGUACCAGUGCCGAAGAAGGUAUUGGAAUUUGUUAUGCUGCCUGUGAAUAUCUGUUGAACUUAAAGGCAUUUACACUGUUUGCUACACAUUUCCUGGAACUAUGUCAUAUAGAUGCUUUAUAUCCCAAUGUGGAAAACUACCAUUUUGAAGUGCAACAUGUGAGAAGCAGUGCUGGAAAUAAGGAAAAAAUUGCUUACACUUACACACUUUCUAAAGGAUACACAGAGGAAAAGAACUACGGACUAAAAGCUGCAGAAAUGUCUUCCCUACCAUCGUCCAUAAUUUUGGAUGCAAAGGAAAUCACAUGUCACAUUGCAAAACAAAUUUUGAACAGCACAGGCAGAAGAGCACUCCUGAGAUGAUGAAACAGAGAGCUGCAUACCAGUUAGCAAUGAGAUUGGUUCAGACUGCCAGAAAUUCUCGACUGGACCCUGACAGUUUGCGUGUAUAUUUGAAAGCCCUGAAGAAAAAGUAUGAAGCCAGUUGUCCCACACCAAGAAAAAAUGAUGAGCAACAGUAACAUAUAACAUAGGCUGUUCUAAUUUUUAUGACUGCAAGAUGGUUCUGGGUUUUCCCACAGUAUUAGUAAUGUCUUUUCACAUUUUAAUUAUUAGUCUAAAUUACACUAAAGUAAUAGAAAGCCAUAUCCUUUAUGGGUUCCCCCCACCCCAACAUACCUGGAAUAAAAACAUCUGUCUUCUA